CGAGGCCAGCCUCCCGUCAGUUGCAGCGGGGACCGUGCCGUAGCCUCUCCUCUGGGCGGUUCCAAGCCUCAAAGAGACGUUUAGGAAGAAAGCCCACUAACAAAACUAUCGGCGCAGUCUCAAACAUGGCGCCCGCCUCCGCCGACAACUUCAGAUGAAAAGUGUGGCCAGCAAAGUUUCAAAGGAGUAUUCCGACGUGCAUUUCUUUUGUGUUGUUUUACCGCCCGCCGUCCCGUUUUGACCCCUUUGCAGCGAUAGAAAUACGGAAUCUAUCAAGCGGCUCCAAACAGCAAGUUGCCUCCAUGUCAACAUUGUCUCUCGCUGCAGUGUAAACAGCUGUUAAAGACCAAUCAGACCUGUAACCAAGACGGCUCUCUGAAUGUGCCUUGUCUGCACCUGUGUGACCCCUAAACCCAGGACACAGAGUUGUGUCCGGUGCCUCCGUUGGUGCUGUGGAUGUGUGUUGGGGUGAACACAAAUGCCAUUGACUGCAUCUCUGAGGUGCUCGCAUAUCUACGCCUCAGCAUUUGACUGUUUGCCAGCCAGCAGCAGUCGAACCCUGAAGGGCAACAGAGUUCUCCCCGGCUCCAGCUUCCUAUCACCGUUUUCGGUACUCCCAGCCAUGAUCGAGGACAAGGGUCACCGGGUGACCGACUACUUUGUAGUGGCCGGGCUGACGGACAAAUCCACCCCCCUGGAGCAGGACCUGUCGGAGACCAAGUCCAGUGGGCCCAAAGCGCCCAUCACCGACUUGGCCGUCAUCAACAGGUCGGCGGGAGAAACGGUCCCCGAGGGCUACACGUGCAUCGACAGCACCUACAGCGGCCAUCCAGCCAACCUUAAUCACGGCAGUCUGAAGAGCCCCGAGCUGUUCCUGUGCUACAAGAGAGGUCGGGGGAAGUCUCCUCUCAUUGACAUCGGUGUGCUGUACGAGGGUAAGGAGCGUCUGAUCCAGGGCUGCGAGGUCAUCCAGGCCACGCCGUACGGCCGCUGCGCCAACGUCAACAACAGCUCCGGCACCUCGCAGCGCAUCUUCAUCACGUUGCGCCGCGCGCCGCCCAUCCAGCCUCAGAACUCCCUCGCAGUGACGGACAUCUGCGUCAUUGUCACCAGUAAAGGGGAGAUACCGCCGCAUACCUUUUGCAAAGUGGAAAAGAACCUCAACUGCGGCAUGUGGGGCUCCAAUGUGUUCCUGUGUUACAAGAAAUCAGUGUCUGCGUCCAAUUCCAUCAGUUACAAAGCCGGUCUCAUCUUUCGUUACCCAGAAGAGGACUAUGAGUCUUUUCCUCUGUCGGAAUCAGUCCCUCUGUUUUGUUUGCCGAUGGGCGCCAAGAUCGAGUGUUGGGAUCCAAACACACGCGAUCCUCUGCCCGUCUUCUCCACGUUUGUCUUAACCAUCUCUUCUGGUGAAAAGGUGUACGGAUCAGCCAUCCAGUUCUACGAGCCGCAUCCCGUGGAUCAGUUGAGCGAGAAGCAGAAGAUCCAGCUGGGCCUGCUCACCACCGUGGAGAAGAAGGUGAUCCCCAACCGGCCCGUGAACAGCAAUAAAUGCAUCUGCCUGCUCUCCCGCUGGCCCUUCUUUGAGUCCUUCCGCAAGUUCCUGAUGUUCCUCUACAAGCUCUCCGUCUCCGGCCCUCAACCGCUGCCUAUUGAAAAGCACAUCUCACACUUCAUGCACAAUGUGUCAUUUCCUUCCCCUCAAAGGCCAAGAAUAUUAGUCCAGCUCUCGGCACAUGACAACUUGAUCCUCUCCCAGCCUGUGUGUACACCCUUGCCGCUCAGCGGGGCGGACUACGGCACUCUGCUGAUGAACCUGGGCUCGGAGAACUGCGCCACGCUGCUGCACUUUGUCCUGCUGGAGAGCAAGAUCCUGCUGCACUCCCUCCGGCCCGCCGUGCUCACCGGAGUGGCCGAGGCUGUGGUGGCUAUGAUCUUCCCCUUUCAGUGGCAGUGUCCCUACAUCCCCCUGUGCCCACUUUCCCUCGCAGGCGUCCUCAAUGCUCCGUGUCCGUUUAUCGUGGGCGUGGACUCCCGCUACUUCGACCUUUACGACCCCCCGCCAGAUGUCGUCUGUGUGGAUCUGGACACCAACACUAUCUAUCUUUCUGACGAAAAGAGACACAGCAACUGGAAGAACCUGCCAAAGAAGCCCGGCAAGAGUCUCAUUAACGCACUGAGCAACUUGCACCACCAGCUGGCCACCGUUUCAGUACCUCAAAUAGAACAGGAAAACUCUGCAGUGGACAUGACCCCCAUAGAGGCGGACUUCACCUGGCACAAGAAGAAGACUUCCCUGGAGAUGGAAAUCCAGGAGGCCUUCCUUCGCUUCAUGGCCACCAUCCUGAGAGGCUACCGCAACUACCUCAAGCCCAUCACCCAGGAGCCUUCCGAAAAGGCCACAGCUGCAGACUCCCUCUACGACCUGCAAGGGCUUCUCAAAAGCAGAGACCGAGCCCACCAGAAGUUCUACUCCCAGCUCACCAAGACUCAGAUAUUCAUCCGCUUCAUUGAGGAGUGCACCUUUGUCAGUGACAAGGACACCGGGCUGGCCUUUUUUGACGACUGUGUCGAGAAGCUUUUUCCCUCUGAUAAAAUCACCGACAAGGGCACCAAGGUUGAAGGCGAGUCGUCCGAGGACACGAGACUGUUGGAGCUGGACGAGUCCCAGAAGAGCGAACACACUGUUUUUGUCAUGCCCCCUGAGCCUCCAGUUGGCGAUGGAACGGAACCUGCCACCAGAUACACCUAUAAAAGUUUCCCCCGGCUGCAUACGGAGCUGUUCGACCGUCCUCGGGAGUUCCGCCCAGUGCUCAGCAGCAGACCACCCGGGGCCAGUCUACUACUGGCUAAGAGGACGAAGCAGGAGAUCAAGCUGGCGUAUAAGAUGGCGAAGCAUUUCCACUCCAACCCUCCGCUGUGGGCCCGCUGCCUGUUCAGUCACUGCUACAGCCUGUGGUUCAUCUGCCUGCCAGCAGCUGUGCGACUCUCCAAGUCUAAAAGCCGUGCCAUGCUGCAGGCGUACAACGUCCUCCUGAAGAUGAGGACCACUGAGGUGGAGGUGCUGGAUGAGGUGUGUUACAGAGUGGUGAUGCAGCUCUGUGGCGUGUGGGGUCUUCCUGUCAUGGCCGUGCGAAUCCUGGUUGAGAUGAAGAAAGCUGGAGUGCAUCCAAACGCCAUCACAUAUGGAUACUACAACAAGGCCGUCUUAGAGAGCCCAUGGCCGAGCACUAACCGCAGUGGCCUCUUUAUGUGGACCAAGCUCCGUAAUGUGCUUCGUGGAGUGGCCCAGUUCAAGCACGCUCUAGACCGAACACCUUCCAAGAAGGAACCCACCACAGCGCCAUCAAUCGGUGGGUCAGCAGUCACUGACGCUGACCGCUUGAGUCAUGGAAGUGCUGACAGCUCAAGUGAAGUCAACGGUGAGGAACACAACCUAUUUGCCCACAGCCGCGGCAUGGGAGACACGGCAGACAACCACUGUGGCACAGGGCGGCAGUCUGACCAAGGCUACGGCUCCAAGGAUGAGUUACACCAGGAGCUGAUGGAGCCCUCGCAUUCAGCUGUCCUGUCCACGGAGGGGAGAAACAAUCCCAGAGCCCAGCAUAACGGUUUAAAACCAGGAGGAGACGUUGCUGGCUCGGUGGACAGUGCUGUAGCAGUAGCAGAGCCCCCCAGUCCUGUUGAUGUCCCCUCGCCUGUGCCCAGCAUUGUGAAACUGUCGGGGAGCGUUGAUAGCGGCAGGGAAACGGGUACAGGGAAGCUGUUCAGGAGACACAGCAAGACCGAUAACGUGUCUCUCCCUGAAGACGAUGCCUCGCUGCCCCCAGGGGACGGAGCCAACCAGCCUCAACAGCAGCGGCAGAAGUCCUUCGCUGAGCGCAGCUGUAGCUUCAGCGCUGAAACCCGUGACAGGAUGCUCCUAGAGAAAGGCGUGGACCACAUGGCCAGUCAGAUGGGUGCUGAUGCCCGGAUCCUGGCUGCAGCGCUCUGUACAGGCCUAAGUCCAUCCCCUAAUAGUGUGUCCAAAUCACUUUUUAAAGACCUGGAGGAAGAGCCGGAAGACGAUCCGGGCUUGACAUUAGGGAAGCUGCCAGAGGAAGAGGGAGCAGCAGCAGGAGCAGCAACAGCAGCAGAAGAAGAAGGGAAGGGAGAGGAUGAAGAGGUAGACGGGACUGAGUUCAAAAUGGGGAAACGAGAGAGGAAGCAGACUGAAACAAGCGAGGAGGACCCUGGGUUGCGAGUGCCGACCCUGGAGAGGGCGGACGUGGAGGUGGGCGCUGACCCACUUUCCCUCCUGGUGACCGAGAGCGACGAGUCGGCCUCCGUCAGCAGCCUGGAGCCGCCGCGCUCCAUGCCUGCUGUGGUGUCCCGCAACCUGGCCGAGGAGAUCGAAAUGUACAUGAGCCUGAGGAGCCCCCUGAGCGUGAAGUCUUCCAGCAUGGAGCUCCAGCAGGCCCAGGGAGACUCCGCCGACCCCCCACAGCCCAAGCAGUCUCUGGAGCGCAGGGCUAGCCUCCCUGUGCCUCCUGUCAAAACUCCAACUGGCUCCCCAGGCGACACACCCAAACGCAGCCCCACCACUGUUACUCGCUCCAAGACUUUCGCAGCGAAGACGAAGACCCCCAGCAGCGCAACACGUAGCCCGGGUCCUAGAUCGGCCUCGCUGACGGCGCUGGUCAAGUCCUCCCAGGGAGGGUCGUUGGGCUCAGUCAUCAACUCCAUUUCAGCCAUCAAGAUGGACCACCUCUUGUCGGGACCUAAGAUAGAUGUGCUUAAAUCGAGCAUGAAACAGGCGGCAAAUGUGGCCAGCAAAGUGUGGGGAGCAGUUGCUUCAGCCUACUCCUACUCGGAUGACGAGGAAGACCAAGCUCAGGGUGGCGGCGGCUUCCCAUCCCAUCUGGAUGAGCACACGCUGGCUGCAGAUGAGAGCCCCGAGAGAGGAGCCAUCCCAGGGUUGGUGGCCAACGGUCUCAACCAGAGCUGCACCAGCCUGGGCAGCAGCAGUGGCAGCAGCGACACGGGCCGAGGGACCCACCAGACACAUCCAACUCCUGGACGAGCAGCCAGGGGUCCAGACUCCGAGCACGGCUCUUUACAUCACGCUUCCUCCUCGAGCAUUUACCAGAACUGUGCGUUGGAGGUGCUGAUGUCCAGCUGCUCCCAGUGCCGCUCUUGUGAAGCGCUGGUGUACGAUGAGGAGAUCAUGGCAGGCUGGACAGCUGACGACUCCAACCUGAAUAGCGACUGUCCCUUCUGUCGCGCGGCCUUUCUUCCCUUAUUGCACGUCGAGUUUCACGACUUGCGAACUAUGACCGGGUUUUACAUCAAUCCCAGUGCCUCAGGAGACAGUAUCCACAGCACCAGUACCCAGCCCAUAGCCAGCAGCUCAGCUGACAUUAAGACACCAGAACUUAUCACUUUCCCUGAAGAGGAACCUCGGGAGACUCCAGACAACCUGCCUGUUGCACAUAAGAGUCUUAUUCCAGAGCCGGCGCAAUCGGACCCCUUAGGUCUCCUGGAGCACCAGGCAGCGGGGAAGCAGCGGAGCUCCAGUGGGACGUCACUGACGCGCAGCAACAGUGUCGGUGGCCCGCUGCAGAGCCUGGACUACUCCCAGAGACCUGGACAUGGCGUCUCCACCACCAGCCUGCCCUGCAGCCUGCAAGCGGUGUCGGAUGGCAUGGGGACCAAAAGGCCGAACCCCAAGCCUGUGUCCGUACCGUACCUCAGCCCCUUGGUACUGCGCAAGGAGCUGGAGACCCUGUUGGAGAACGAGGGAGAUCAGGUGAUCUACACCCACAAGUUCCUCAGCCAGCACCCCAUCAUCUUCUGGAACCUGGUUUGGUAUUUCCGUCGCCUGGACCUUCCCACUCACCUACCUGGCCUCAUUCUUACCUCUGAACACUGCAACAAUGGAGUACAGCUUCCCCUGACGUCACUGUCCCAGGACAGUAAGCAGGUCUACGUCCAGCUCCUGUGGGACAACAUCAAUCUACACCAGGAACAUGGAGAGCCCCUCUACCUGUCCUGGAGGACCUUGUUGGAGAAGAAGGGGAUGCUGGCUCCCACAGACCACCAGGAGAUUCGUACCCUCCUCAACACGAUUGUUCGCAACAUCCAGACCAACGACAUCUACGGGCCAAUCAACCUGUUGAUCCGAGAGAUCAAGCAGCGCCCAGAGGGCGUCAAAAGGCAAAGGAGUAUCUAUAGAGAAAUAUUGUUCCUCUCACUGGUGGCACUGGGGAAGGAGAACAUCGACGUGGAGGCCUUCGACAGGGAGUACCGCUUGGCUUACGACGAACUGAGCGCCGAGCAGCUCAAGUCCUUGCACCGCAUCGAUGAACCGCCCAGCCCCAAUGUCCAGUGGUGCCUUAAAUGCUUCGGGACCCCCGUCAUCUGACCACACACACACACACACACACACACACACAUACCCGCGGCAAAGAGGGAAAAUCUGACUGGUCGAGUGCGACAGCAGACGGGACGUCCCGGGUGGCGGGCCGGAGUGUAAGCGCAAAAUGAUGGCGUAUUUAAAUGCCUCCAUUCGCCCAAACAAGGCACUUCUUCUUGCCCUUGUCUUGGAAGAUGCCCAUAGUCUGCUUUACAAACCUAUGAUGCUUUUCAGAGGCUUUUUCCAAGCGGCUACUUUACAGGACGGACUGUUUCUGUAAAUGACUUGGAGAGCUCCAGUGAAACUUUCGGGACUAGUUGAGGUGUGCUUCUUUACAGCUGGUGUAUAGAAUGAUAAAUCACUGUACAGAAUAUAGCGACUGCCCCUGUUAUGUGUGCGUGCAUGCGUGCAUGCGUGCGUGCGUGCGUGCGUGCGCGUGCGUGUGUGUGUGUGUGUGUGUGUGUGUGUGUGUGUGUGUGUGUGUGUGUGUGGUAAGUUCCCUGUCUUGUAGCCUUUUGCCCACGUUGCCUAAACUUGUCCCAACUGUCUCCCCAUUAGAUCAGUCUAAGUUUCUUUAAGACUGUGUACGUCCCCUGACUGUUCGCUUGUGCACUUUCUGAAAAAGAUAUCAAGAAAUAACUUUUUGUACAUAAUGUUUACUUCGGGGUUGGGGAGGAGGGGCGGGGGGAGUUAUGAAAACAAAAACAGCGUUUGCCUCGAUGCCUUGACUGUUUGUGUGAUCCGAGUCUUAAUGAAUGUUCAAGUUUUGUCUUAUUGAAAAUGUACAGCUUCAGAGCCCCUCUGUCUGUGUAAAUAUGCAUCGGAAGCUAAACGGGAGAGGACUGAGGACAAUCACUAAUUAUCGAUCACUAAAACCGAUUCUGCAACAUUCCAGAUGCCUUGCAAUCAAAACAGGUCUUAACGAAGUAUUAUUGAUCUCUGCAGCAACAGAUUAAAAUCAGCCGAUUGGAGCGCAUUUGACGGGUCACGACCGAUACCCACACUUUAAAACAGAGACGUGUGUUCUCUUGGAGGGACAGACGGCUCGGUGACCGAGCGUUCAAUCCAACUUGUGUUUUUAAUAUCUGCAUCUUUUAAUCGAUAAUAUACGUUACUUGUUCAGCUAAUACGCCUUAUUGUAAUGUUGAAUUAGAACUGUAACUCUCAAGUACUGGGGCUACUCCUUAAUCCAGCAUAGAAUGAACCAGUUUAUUAUUAUGUUUUAAUUGGGUAUACUACUUGCAGACAUGAUUGCUGGUAUGGUUUACACACAGGAGCUUUGGAUGUUCGUGGUAGCAUUUAGAGCGUUAUGCUGCAAGGGGGGCUUCCUCAGUACGGCUGACACUGUUAAGAAAGGAACAAUCUUCCAACACGACAUUCCAUGAAUGCGGAAAACCGCACGGAGGAGAGAGCCGAGUGCUCCGAUGAACUGCUGGGGAAGUGGGUGGAGAUGGUCCUAGUGUAGACCUGGGAGACUGGCUUUGUACAGAAGCGGCGCGAUCGUGAAAUAUUCAAUUUGCGCUGUAUCAAUAACAACCUGACCUUGACCCAGGGUGAGGAUGAGAUGAGACCACGUGAAAAAGAAGAAAUCAAAACGUAACAUACAGUAGUUUUCUGCUCCAAAACUAAAAUUCUCACUUAUUUAUUUUUGUAUCAUUGACAUUUGGAUUGCAGACAGUGUAACAUUGUUAUGACUAACAACCUUCCCUUCGCCUUUUAAUCCGUCUUAAGGGAUCCCAUCCUGUACUGAUUUUGUAAAUCUGACCUCCAUAUGGCAGAGGAUGUACAGAAGAGACUGUUCUGUAACAAUAGAUUAAGUGACCUUUUACCGUCCUGUGGAAAGGAACUGAAUGUCGACACUUGUGUGUGCUGCAAUAAACGAGUUUAUGAAUUGAUUGAAAACCAAA
Messenger RNA from Cyclopterus lumpus (lumpfish), 8298 nucleotides. It is a transcript of the gene dennd4c, whose product is annotated as DENN/MADD domain containing 4C. NCBI's taxonomy places the organism in Eukaryota, Metazoa, Chordata, Actinopteri, Perciformes, Cyclopteridae. Bases 479 to 6400 code for a protein of 1973 amino acids. Gene Ontology annotation, cellular component: cytoplasmic vesicle. The transcript is spliced from 35 exons. Gene Ontology annotation, molecular function: protein binding. Gene Ontology annotation, biological process: regulation of Rab protein signal transduction. The record is from RefSeq and is a predicted model, not a curated record.